Molecule: messenger RNA, 7300 nt
Organism: Mytilus californianus (California mussel)
Lineage: Eukaryota; Metazoa; Mollusca; Bivalvia; Mytilida; Mytilidae
Exons: 6
Coding region: 60-1172 (370 amino acids)
Source: RefSeq, a predicted model, not a curated record
CUGUUAGAAAAGGUUCUAAAAUUUACUUCACGCGUCCUUUUUAAAAGCUCACGUACAUAAUGUCACUUGAUGAUAUAUCUUGUGUGUCAGCAGUCGCAUCAGAACCUCUUUAUUCUUUGAGAUCGAGCUCGUCUAGUUUAGAUGCAGAGCCAUCAUUGGAUCCAUGGGUAUGCAGAUGGGAACGAAAUGAUUUGGAGAAGAAUUUGCAGAUUUACUACCAAGAUGAUUACAUGGAGUCCCCAUCGGAUAUGUUCAGUAAUAUAAAAAUGGAUGAGAUGACCAAUGAGCAACGUGACUACUUUGAAAAAGUGAAUGAAUAUUUACUUCCUAUCGACGGUAGAAUUGCAACUAUGGAUAGAUUUAAAUACUAUCCAGAGAAGUUCAUGACAGUUUUAGAUCAGAUUUCUAACAACUUGGGAAAGAGAGAACCCGAGGAGUUUGUUAGACUGAAAGUAAUGAAGUUUCUAAGAGUAUUAACAAAUCUUGUGGGGAAGAUAAGUAAUCAUAAACAAGUUUAUGAAGGAAGUUUCAUCAAGCUACUAGCCAGUUUUGCUGAGAUGUGUUGUUUACAUCCAGAAAUUUCUAUAUCUAAAGAAGAUGAAGCUGUCUGGAAAAAUCUUCAUGGAAUAAAUAGAGUUGUCUCUAAGCCUGUUAUACGCUUGUACAAACAUGGAAUUAUGACAAAACCUGAAGUGAGAACAAGUGAAAUGGUUGUGUCCGUUAAGGUAAAGAAAGAUUUUAUUAAAGAUCCUGAGGAGUUAGAAAUGCAACUAAGGCUAAUGGAAAGUACUCACUUAAGCAAUUCAUGCAGCUCAUUAUCAAGUAAUGAAAGUUAUGAUGGAAGUAUUCCAAGUAUAGAGAUUGAUUUGAAUAAGGAAGUUUUAGGUCAGCAUGCUGGAGAAUUACUCUUAGAUUUGUAUGAAUGUCAUAGAAGUGUUGAUGCUCCAAUCCUGACUAUGCCUGGAAUGAUAGUAGACGGAACAAAGGUAUAUAUGACUCUAUUUGAAAUAUCAAACAAUCAUUUUAGAAAGUUAGAAGGAAAUCAGGAACUAACCCCCGAAGACAAAGCUACAAUUUAUUACUCCAAGCCUUUAAAUAUACUGCAGGAUGAUGAGCGUAGUAUCCUGAUGGAGAUUUUUAUUAGACUAAAUAAUAUUGAAUUCUAUACAUAGAAACGAACAGUGAAGGAAGCUUUCAGUUAAUGUUACAGGAAACUUCAAUAUAAAGGAUUAAAGAGGAAACCACUGACAAAUUUUAGAACAACAUUAAAAUUUAAGAGGGAAGUUGACUCAUGUAAAAAGUAUCUUAAGAAGAAACCGGACUUGAUGAUGGAGUUGUUUCAAAUGGACAGAGUUUUAUUCAAUAGCUAUGUACUGGCCAGUGGGUACUUUAAUAACUGCAUAAAGUAUUUGACGGAAUAAUAUGCUGGGCUACUGUUAAAAGUACAAUUCCUUAAUUGGAAAUCACAGUAUUUCGUCUUAUAACAAGGUCAUUUUGUUAUAAGGAUACAAUUAUUUGUGUGUAAGGGCAGUGGAAUUUAAUUAAUGGCUGAAAUUGAUUUUUGAAUGUAGUGAUACAUACACAGAUUACACCAGAUAUUUAGUGGUGAAUGAGACAAAAUUUUUCUAUGCUGAAGACUGUUUAGUUUUCAUAUUUAAGAAACAAUGUAUAUAAAAUUUAAUUUCUGUCACAUGUCCAAUAUCCAUGACCUCAAUUCAUGGUACAGUGACUGCUGGAAAUAAAAUUACAUUUUUUUUUGUCAUUUGAAUUGAUACUAUAUACUGUAUACUUAAUGUGAUAUCUUUAGUAAAACCUUUAUCUGUAAGAAUUUCAACAUAAAAUCAAUGGUCAGUAUAGCAGGCGAGACGUUUCAAUGUGUGCACUCUUGUUUUUUUAUAUCCUAUUGACCCUCCAUACUUUUUAGCUUACCUGAGCUUUUCUCAUCACUUGGUGUCGUUGUUGUCGUCUGUCGUCAUUAAAAUUUUACAAAAAUAUUCUUCUCUGAAAUUACUGACAAAUUUUACCAAACUUGGCCACAAUCAUCAAUAGGGUAUAUAGUUUUAAAAAUGUGUCUGAUGACCUUGCCUGACAAUCAAGAUGGCGGACAUGGCUAAAAAUAGAACAUAGGGGUAAAAUGCAGUUUUUUGCUUUUAUCUCUAAAGCAUUUAGAGCAAAUCUGACAUGGGGUUAAAAUGUUCAUCAGGUAAAGAUCUAUCUACACUGAAAUUUUCAGACAAAUCAGUCAACCUCUUGUGGGUUGCUGCCCCUGAAUUGGUAAUUUAAGGAAAUUUUGCAGUGUUUGGUUAUUAUCUUGAAUAUUAUUAUAGCUAGAGAUAAUCUGCAAACAGCAAUAAUGUUCAGCUAAGUAAGAUCUACAAACAAGUUAGCAUGAACAAAAUUGUCAAUUGAUCCCUGAAGGAGUUAUUGCCCUUUAUAGUCAAUUUUUAACAAUUUUUUCGUAAAUUUUUGUUAUAUUUUUCAAAAAUAUUCUCCUUUCAAACUACUGAGACAAAUUUAACCAAACUUGACCACAAUCAUCAUAAGAAUAUCUAGUUUUAAAAAUGUCUGAUUACCCUGUGUUCCAACCAACAUGGGUGAUAUGGCUAAAAAUAGCACAUAGGGAUAAAAUAAGUUUUGGGGUUAUGUCUCUGAAACUAAAGCAUUUAGAGCAAGUCUGAACUUGGGGUAAAAAUCUACUUCAGGUUAAGAUCUAUCUGCCCAUUAGAUUUUCUGACAAAUCAGACAACCCUUUGUUGGUUUGUUGCCCAGAAUUGGUAAUUUUUAGGAAAUUCAAAGGUUUUUGGUUAUUUUGAAUAUCAUUUUAAAUAGAGAUAAACUAUAAACAGCAAUAAUGUUCAGCAAAGUAAGAUCUACAAAUAAGUAAACAUGACUAAAAUAUUAAAACUGCACCAGCUGAACUUUGUAAACAGCAGGGAGUUCAAUCUUUCAAUUCAUGGGCUAUAAACUCUUUCCAGAUGUGUUAUGAAAUUAUUACCACCUUUUUUUUAUCGUUUUUUAUUGAAAUCUGUACAUUUGAUAGUGGAAAACAUCAAGUACUGGUAUCAUAUCCAGGCGUCGUUAACAUUAAUAAAUAACAUAUUUAUACAGCUGUUAGUUUUUGUUUGUAUCAUACAUACAAUUUUCCAUACUUAAAAAUAUUAUAUACCAUGUCAGUAAUAUCAAAAAAGAAGCUUACCAUUAAGAUUAUCAAACAUAGAAUUAUCUAAUAUAACAAAUACAUGGGUUAUGAAAAAUACAUAAUUUGUGUUGUUUUAGUAGUAAAAUAAAAAGAUAUAUAAGAUAUAUGUUUAAAGUAUGUCUGUAGAUUUUUUUGAAUUCAAAUAAGGAAAAAAAACAACAACAAAAAACAACAAAAACCACAACAUUUGAACAAAAUCAACAACAACAAAAAAAAACAAAAAAUAAUUGAAAGAUAAAUAAUAAUCAGAUGAAUUUUAAAGAAAUUAUAAAAGUUGUUUUGUUUGUUUUGGUUAUUUAGUUGUUUUGUUUGUUUUGGUUAUUCAUUUGCACAGAUGUCAAAAUUAUGUAGUUCUUUCUCAUUUAAGAGACAAAAUAUCAUAUGACAAUUCUAUUUCUACUAAUUUAUGUACACAUAUACAAUGUAAAAAAUAACUGAUCAUUCACUGAAAAGGAUGGUAAAAAUAUUCCAACUCUUGUAAAAAAUAUCUACUCUUUUAUCUUUAACAGCAAUUAAAUUUUCAAUGCUGUAUAAAGAUUUUAUUUUCCUUUGCACUGCCUGCAAUGUUAAAGCUUUCUUAAAAUAUUUGCAGUUAAAAAUAUAUUGUUUUAUUUGCAAAUAAAUCAAACUUGCAGCAUUCCCCCUAAAUGAUUUUGUAAUAUCCCCAAACAGAAAAUGUUUUAUGGUAAAUGGAAAACUUAUACCAUUAGACAAAAACCAUGAGUCAAUUUCAUCAAUGAAUGUUUGAACAAUCUCACAAUUCCAAAAUAAAUGUACAAUAGUUUCUACUUCUUCUUGGCAAAAAGUACAAUUUGGAUUGUCAGUGACAUUAAUUGUAUUCAAAAGUUUAUGCUGAUUUAUUCUGUAUUGUAACCACUGCAGUUUGGUAUUUUUUGUGACUAUAAAAGGUAAUUUAAAAAUUAAUCUCCAUUCAUUUUUCAUCUACAUUUAAAAUUUAAUCCCAUUUUUUCUGACCCGUUGAAACUAUAUUAUUUCUAAUUAAUAGUGAAAACAUGUCUUUAGUUCCCCUUUAGCUUUUAAAAGAAAUCAUGGGAAACGAAGGAAUAAAUGGAGUGACUAGUUUAUAAUUAUCAAAAACAUAGUCCUUUCUUGCAUUCUUUACAGCAGAAAUUAUGCUGUUAUAUUUCAUAACAUUUCUGUAAUUUUAAAUGUUUCUUCUAACUGUUCUAAACUGAGAAUUUUUGCAGCAUCUGAUACAAUGUCAUUAAUGAAAAAUAUACCUUUAUUAAACCAGUUUUUAUAAAAAUACAUGUUUAUUUUCUAUUUUUAUACAAUUAUUCAUCCACAGUGGGCUUGACAUAAAAUAUUCCCAUGUAUUGUUUUCAUCUUUAUAAAAAUCAUGCCAAAAUUUAUUUUUCAUAUUAACUUUAAUAUUUGACAGAUAACCAUUUCCUAAUUUAAAUAAUUUUUCUUGAUUAUAUAUUUUUUUCCAUUUAUUGUCAGAUUGGAAAAGUUUUCUAACCCAUGUAGAUUUGAGGGCUGUGAUGAAGGAGCUAAAGCAGAUCAUUUUCAAUCCACCUUCAUUGUAAUCUUUAUGCAACAGCUCUUUCUUGACUCUAUGAACAGGUGAAUUCCACAUAAAUGUAAAAAUAAGCUCAUUGCUCUUUUUCACAAGUUCUUGAUUUGGAUUUGGCAAUGUAAUUAUAAGGUGAUUAAGGACAGGUAAAAUCAAAGUUUUCACAACUGUAAUUUUACCUAUUACUGUAAGAUUUCUUUUUGACCAUAUCUGAAUUAGAUUUUUUAUCUGCACAACCCUCUCAUUAAUAAUUAAUGUCAAUCAUUUUAGCAAGAUCAACAUCAAAAUUAAAUUAUAUAAUAAAUACCCAAUAACUUAAAAGAUCUUGUACCCCAGGAUAAAUUUCUGUUUGGACAAAGUUUAUCACUACAGUAUUUUUUACUCCCAAUCCAAACUACCUGUGUUUUAGAAAAGUUUAUAAUAAGCCCGGAAAGUUUUGCAUUCCAAUCUUAAUUCAUUUAAAGGUUCAUUUAAGGACUGUUCACUUCCAUCUAAAAUAAGUGAAGUAUCAUCAGCAAACUGUGAUAACUUAUGUUCUAUCCUAGUCACAGUUAUGCCAGUGAUAUUUCUAUUCCCCCGUAUUCAAAUUGCCAAAAUUUCUGCACAAAGUACAAAAAGGUAUGGUGAUAAGGGGUCCCCUUGUCUACAGCCACGUCCUAUUUGAAAAAAAGUCUGAAAGAUUUCCCCCCUGAAUGACUGCAGAUGAGAUAUUAUUAUAAAAUACCUUAACUCAGUUAAUAAUAGAUUCACCAAAAUUGAAAAAUUGCGAAACUGACACCAGAAAGUCCCAAGAUAGAGAAUCAAAUGCUUUUUCAAAAUCAAUUAAAAGCAAUAAACCUGGACUGUUAUGUUCUUCUGUAUACUGUAAAAGACCAUAAAUCAAGCCAGUUUGAUCUAAAUCAAUCAGUUUGUCAAAACCUUUUUUUAAAUCUACUAGCAACAACCCCUGAACCAAUUUUCUAUACGGUAUUCAGCAAAGAGAUAGGUCUACAAUUUUUAGGUAAAGAUUGUAUGAAAUGCAGUCAAAACCCGAUGGGACUGACUUGAUAUCUAAAUCUUCCAAGGCUAAUCACUACUUUUAAGAUACACAAAAUAUAGUACAUUGAUCAUAACAUUGUAUACAUCCCAUCCAUGAACAUUAGAAAUUUAUCAAUGAAAAAAACACUUGGAUAUUCAAGUCACAAAAUGAUGUUAUACUUUUAAAGAAAAUUAUAUAAAAUUUGCAAGGUGGAGGAAUCUAAUAUUUGUUCUAAAAAUAUAAAUGAUGUCAUUGUUAGAGUCAUCUUUAAAAAUUGAAGUUAUCUUCCUUUGUCUAGAAAUGUAAUUGAAUCAACUUCAACCAAUGAUUUAUACAAUGCAGUAUUUAAUUCGACUUCCAAUUGAUGAAUGAAAGCAAUCUUUACCCUUCAGUGCUAACAAGCACUUUGAUUCAGUAAAUGUCUCGGUUUAUUGUCUUUUUGUAAGCAUGUAAUGAUAAUAUUACCACCUUAAUGCCUUCUUGGAGUUUGAUUUUGGAAAACUAUGAGAAGUAGCUGAAAACAAUGGAGUCAUUUGAUAGCCACUUCGUUAUCAGUAAAAACAGUAGGUAUUAACUUUUACAUGCAAAGGUAUUUCAGGAACAAAAGGGAUAUGGUCAAAAGAAAUCUGGUCUAUAAAAACUAGGUCACUGCUUUGUCAGAAAUCUGAAAACCCGGCUUAGCAUGGACGUGUUGCAGUAACUGCAAGGUUAUAAUUGACAAGAAAUACAGUUUUAUCAAUGUCCACAUCUCAAGGUCGUAAUAAAAUCGUAAAAUAGACUAAAAAUAUAAAUUUUACAGCUAGGCUGGGCUGAUAGCACCCUUUAAAAACAUUCAAUUAUGACCCCAGGCCAUUUAAUUUUUGUCUCGCCUGCGACAAAUGUCCAAGAAUGCGAGACACAGAGAAAACAAUCCGGCGGCGAUGACGUAAGUUACUUUUUUUUUGUAUGAAGUUUUACAUUUUUUAACAAUGGUAGAAAACAUGGAUUCUUCAUACUUGUAUGCAGUCGGGCAUAUGUUCAUUGUUCUUGACCUGAUUAUCAAGGUUCAUUAACUUUGUUUAUGAUAACUAUAUUUGGUAUAUGGAUUCCUUGCAAGGUAUACAAGUCCAUCAGACCUGAUUCACCUAGCCUCGUCCUCAUUUCAUGGAUCGGGUUUAAAGGUCAAGUACGUAUCUCAGUUACUAUCAGCAACAAAUCCAAUAUAUAUACUAUUUAUGUCUAAACCACUCUUAAUAUUUCAUAUUUGAAUAUGAUUGAUCGUGUUAUUUUCAUUUUUCUGAUAUGAGGGUAGCAGUUAAAGUAUUCAUUCAUUUGACGGGUCAUGGAUAAUUUGAGGUCGAUUUCACUGGACUUUAAUUUCGAGAUGGUAACAGUAUGUGCAGUAAAAUUUAAAUUUGUAAACGAGUUCAUGUCUUAAAAUGGCAUUAAGUUUGAUAACGUAUGAAGAUUGUUUGUAUUUAUUUUAAUGAAAAAGUCAACAUUGAAUAUUUUUUAAAUUUAUCGUAAAAAAUGCCGUUUUUUUUUCUUAAAAUCUUUAAACUUUGUU